UCCGCUCCUUCUCUUGUCUCUAUGAGAGAGUGUUCCUUAGACAACAGACCGCCCCCGCCCGCCGCUGCGGGUGGAAGCGACCCCACCCCAGCCCCGCACCCGGUGGCUCGCGCCUCCCGGCUCCGCACCUGUCCCCACCGCCCCCGCCCCAGGUUUCCGGAGCAGCGGUCGGCGGGUCUCGCGGGGCGGCUGCCGUCAGCGUCCCCUUCCCGGCGGCUGCGACCCCUCCCCGCUGACCUCACCCGCGCCGCCGCCUCGCGCGGGUAUAAGAAGCGGCCCCGGCGAGGAGCGCGCAGCCUGCGCCCGGAGUCCUUCGAGCGUUCGCCAACUGCAGCCCCGCCGGCUCCACGCCUAGAGCCCGCGCCUUGCAGACGCCAUGAUGCCUGGUCCUUGGUUGCUACUAGCCCUGGCUUGGACCUUGACCCUGACCGGUGGUGUCCCUGGUGGCCGCGCGCAGCCAGAGUCAGUCCAUCAAGAGGGGGCGACGGCCCCCGAACGUCCUGGCCUGGAAGAACUCCUGCGCCAGGCUGAGCGCCUCCUCCUCCUCCGGGAGGACCUCCAGCGGCUGCGAGGAGACCAGGGCGAGCUCCCAGAGUCCCAGAUCCUCCAACUUGACCGGCUUCCCAAGCGCCAGCAUCCGGGCAAAAGGGAGGAGGAGGCCGAAGAGGGAGUUGAAGAGGAGGAGGAGGAAGAAGGGGGUGCUGCAGGACCCCACAAAAGGCAGCACCCCGGCCGCCGGGAGGAUGAGGCUUCCUGGGCAGCCGAUGGAACCCAGCACAAGUGGCAGCACCCUGGCCCGCGCUCCCCCUGGCUCGAGUAUGCUGCCACCAAGAGGCAGCACCCAGGCAGGAGGAUGGUGGAUCCUAAGGUCCCAAGGAGCUGGGAGGAAGAGGAGGAGGAGGAGGAGGAGGGAGAGGGAGCCCUGAUGCCCGAGAAACGCCAGCAUCCGGGCAAGAGGGCCCUGGGAGGCCCCUGUGGGCCCCGGGGAGCCUGCGGUGAGGCAGGUCUUCUGCUGGGGCUCCUGGAUGGCCUGAGCAGGGGCCAGAGGGUGGAUGAGAAGCGGCAACACCCUGGGCGGCGGGCGGCCUGGGCCAGGGAGUCCCUGGAGGAGUGAGCCCAGCUUCCUGUAAAGUCAGGUUUGGGGUCUGGAGGCGUCCUGAGCCCUGUGUGCCGUCCCCCUUCUGUGACUCCCUCUUUCCCUCUGCCUUUGAUCCUGGACCAUAAACCCCAGCCCCCUGUAUAUAUGUGCACCCCAGCCCCUGGUCUUGUCCCCUCCAAGGAUAGGAGAAAGUUGGAUUAUUAAGUUAAAACUUCCUAGCACCCCACUGUGCCCUGCGGGCACGGGUCCAAUCCCAGGGCCCGUCUUCACACCACCUCCACCACCACCUGCUCCCUUUCCUUAACCCUGGCCAGGGUGGUCGUCCUCUGUCUUCUAGAAUGCCCAGAGUGGGACAGGAAGGGAGUUUGGAGUUGAAGCUUUUGUGCCCAAAUCCAGCUUCCAUCCCCUGCCCUGUGGAGCAGGAUCCCCCCACCCAUCCAGGGGAGCUAGGAUCUUCUCCCCUUCUUGGGCGUCCUUUCAUAGGUGGGCAGAGACCCGCCCCGCAGCUGUAUCCUACUCGUGGGGAGCACAUGUGGGUGGAGACACCCUGGGGUGCUGUGCUGUGGUAGCUGUGGAAAUGAAUGGCAUAGGAACAUUAGAACAUGGUGCUGCGAGUCGUGGCUUGUACAGAAUCCUCUAGGCACCCCUCUCUGGUCCGGGACAGUCAUCCUGAUGAUAAUAAAAUGUGCAUCCCAAUCGU
Molecule: messenger RNA, 1799 nt
Organism: Oryctolagus cuniculus (rabbit)
Lineage: Eukaryota; Metazoa; Chordata; Mammalia; Lagomorpha; Leporidae
Gene: TRH
Product: thyrotropin releasing hormone
Biological process (GO): hormone-mediated signaling pathway; negative regulation of glutamate secretion; positive regulation of gamma-aminobutyric acid secretion
Cellular component (GO): secretory granule; extracellular region
Molecular function (GO): thyrotropin-releasing hormone activity
Source: RefSeq, a predicted model, not a curated record